Messenger RNA from Rosa chinensis, 1275 nucleotides. RefSeq lists its product as uncharacterized. NCBI's taxonomy places the organism in Eukaryota, Viridiplantae, Streptophyta, Magnoliopsida, Rosales, Rosaceae. Gene Ontology annotation, molecular function: cysteine-type peptidase activity. Bases 243 to 1169 code for a protein of 308 amino acids. The record is from RefSeq and is a predicted model, not a curated record. The transcript has 6 exons. Gene Ontology annotation, biological process: proteolysis.
ACAAGGACGAUGACUUUGAGUAUGACACACCAGAGAUCCUGAAGACUUAUGAAAAGAAAAGAAAGACUGCUGCACAGGAACAGCCAAAGCAGAAAAAGAAAGCACAACCGAAGCCGCCAACAAAAAUUCAGAAAGGAAAAGAAGUGCAGCACCAAAUACAAAUAAAAGAGGUGAAUUGUGAGAAGUACACAUGGAAAACAUUAAAGCCUGAACUAGCAAGACACUACCAGCAAUUCUUUGAGAUGGUGGAUGACAAUACAUAUGUCUACUGGAGCAGUGAAAAUGGAAUACUAGGGGUAACCAGGGGAGACAUGAAGAUUAUCGUAGAAGAGAAAGAUCUGGAUGUUAAUGUGGUCAAGGCUUACACUGAAAUGUUGCAGAAGGAAAUGAAAGAAACGAACACUCAGAUUGGAUUACUAAACAUCGAAGCAGCGUUUUACGCAGUUCAACACGAAAAGAAACUAGCGGAUUUCAAAAAAGAAGGCAAGAACAUUCUCAAAGACGACUUCAAAGGCCAUGAUAUUGAAAUAGAGUUAUUCCUGAUCGAAGAACUGUGGAGUAAGUUCAGCUACCCCAAGGUGAUUAUCCCAAUACACCAUUACUACAGCCAGCACUACACACUGCUUGUCAUCGACAAUGAGAAAAAGCAGUUUGUUCACAUGAACUCUAUGCUGCCACCAAAGAAGGAAUGGACAAAAGAUAACCAAUAUUACAACAACGCAAACUGGGUGGUUAAGCACAUAAGGAGGUUCAUACACGACGUGAAGGUGACAGGGACAAUAUUUCCAGAUGACAGCCAGGAUCAAGAGAACACAAGAGAGAAGUGCAAAGGUGAGGACAGUAAAGGAGAACUUGUCACUGAGGUUGAAGAAAUGACACCAAGAGAGAAAGAGGUCAGAAGGUGGAUCUUGGAUAAUCAAAUCGGGGAAAAUGACUAUGAGCUUGUAGAAGACUUGAACUGCCCUCAGCAGAAAUCCUGUUCGGAUGACUGUGGGCCGUUUAUGAUCCAUUUCAUGGAAAGCAUAGUUCACGGAGUGCAACCCAGCAAGAAGAAAGGCAAUGACAUGAGGAAAACAAUUCUUGAGAGGUUUGCAAAGGAGGAAAGUGCUUGGAGCGUCGAAAAAUACCUUGCUGAAACUGCAGAUGCUGUAGGAGAGCCAAAAAAAUAGAAAAUGAAUAUUUUAAGUAGUUACUUUCUGUUGAACUUACUUUGAUUUGGAAUAAUUUCGGAUGAUUUGACAUCUUUUCAAUUUAAUUUCUGUCAACUUGAAAGAA